Mobula hypostoma (lesser devil ray) is the source of this 4734-nucleotide messenger RNA. RefSeq names its product receptor tyrosine-protein kinase erbB-4-like. Lineage: Eukaryota; Metazoa; Chordata; Chondrichthyes; Myliobatiformes; Myliobatidae. Gene Ontology annotation, biological process: protein phosphorylation; positive regulation of cell population proliferation; negative regulation of apoptotic process. Gene Ontology annotation, cellular component: signaling receptor complex; basal plasma membrane; plasma membrane. Bases 289 to 4404 code for a protein of 1371 amino acids. Gene Ontology annotation, molecular function: transmembrane receptor protein tyrosine kinase activity; epidermal growth factor receptor binding; ATP binding. The transcript has 30 exons. The record is from RefSeq and is a predicted model, not a curated record.
UGUUUUGGCGCCUAGAGUAUAUGUGUAUAUGCGUGUGUGCGUAUAUUCUAAUAUUGGCACAACAUUACCCUGUUUGUAAACUUGGAUGAAGGAAAGUUUUGUUUCAGGUCAUUUUUGAUUUUAAUGCUCUCAAACCCCCUCAUUUAAAUGGUAGUCAGUGUAGAAGUAUUUCUGUCACACAAACGCCUUGGUUACUAAGAGCCACUGGAGUGUUGUAACAAUUUGAAUUGUCCCCAAAGCUCCCCGCUGUUGUUCCUUCUUAAAAUCUUUUGUGCGGAAGCCUUAAUUAUGCGUGUUUGCGCUUUUCGGAAGCAGUUGAGCUUGACAUGUAGUUUUCAGCUUGUGAGGACUUCUUAUGUGGCAGAGAACCGAUUUUUGUCUGCCUGCUAUUUAUUUUCCUCUGGCAACAGGACCUUAACAUGCUUUGUGUUUGACCUAGUGUGCGCCGGGACUGAGAACAAGCUCAGCACCCUCUCUGAUCUGGAGCAGCAGUAUCGCGCAUUACGGAAGAAUUACGAGAACUGCGAAGUUGUCAUGGGCAACCUGGAGAUCACCAACAUCGACCGGAACAGGGACCUCUCCUUCCUGCGGUCCAUUCGCGAGGUCACUGGAUAUAUUCUGGCUGCCCUGAACCAGUUUGAAUACCUCCCUCUGGAAAAUCUGAGAAUUAUUCGAGGGACGAAGUUGUAUGAGGAAAGAUACGCGCUAACUAUCCUGCUGAACUACAAGAAAGAUGGAACAUUUGGACUGAGGCAGCUGGGCCUACAAAACAUGACAGAAAUCCUGAAUGGAGGCAUCUACAUUGACCAGAACAAGUUUCUAUGCUACGUCAACACCAUUCAUUGGCAAGACAUCGUGCGCGACCCUCGCACUGCAGAUAUUAUAAUUGUUCCCAGCAACACUACUGCAACAUGUGGAAGAUGCCACAAAUCUUGCAAUGGCCGAUGCUGGGGUCCAUCUGAGAACCAAUGUCAAACCCUUACGAAGACGGUGUGCGCCCAGCAGUGUGAUGAGCGAUGCUUCAGCCCAUUUGUGAGCGACUGCUGCCACCGGGAAUGUGCAGGAGGCUGCUCGGGCCCAAAGGACACCGAUUGCUUCGCCUGCACCAACUUCAAUGACAGUGGAGCUUGUGUCAUUCAGUGUCCUCUGCCUUUCUUCUAUAACACAAUAACAUUCCAGGUGGAACCUAAUCCCAACGCCAAGUAUACAUAUGGAGCCUUCUGCGUCAAGAAAUGCCCACAUAACUUUGUAGUGGAUCACAGCUCCUGUGUACGAGCGUGCCCUAGCAACAAGAUGGAAGUGGAAGAAAAUGGCAUCAAAGUAUGCAAGCCCUGCACAGACAUUUGUCCAAAAGCUUGUGACGGCAUUGGAACUGGAAGUCUGCAGAUGGCAAAAACGGUUGACUCGAGCAACAUUGGCAAGUUUACAAACUGCACCAAAAUCAAUGGAAACCUUAUCUUCCUCGUUACCGGCAUUGAGGGGGACCCCUAUCAUAACAUCGAGGCUCUGGAUCCAGAAAAGCUGAAUGUCUUUCGGACAGUCCGAGAGAUAACAGGUUUUUUGAAUAUUCAGUCAUGGCCAAGAAAUAUGACAGAUUUCAAUGUGUUUGCUAACCUGGUGACAAUAGGUGGCAGGAGCCUGUACAGCGGGAUCUCGUUGCUGAUUCUGAAGCAGCAGUGGAUAACGUCCCUCCAUUUCCAGUCGCUGAUGGAAAUAAGUGCCGGCAACGUGUAUGUCUCGGACAACCCCAACCUGUGCUACUACCAUACGGUCAACUGGACUGUCCUCUUCAGAACCAGCAUGCAGAAGCCGGUCAUAAAGAACAACAGGGACUCACAGAACUGCACUUCUGACAGGAUGAUGUGUGACGUCUUGUGUUCUGAUGAUGGAUGUUGGGGUCCUGGGCCAAACCAAUGCCUGUCUUGCCAAUACUUCCGCCGCGGAAGGACCUGUAUUGAAUCCUGUAAUCUGUACGAAGGGGAGUUUCGAGAAUUUGCAAAUGGUACAGUCUGCAUGGAAUGCGAUGAGCAGUGUGAAAAGAUGGAGGAGGAUAUGGUCACAUGUCAUGGAACGGGCCCCGACCACUGUACCAAGUGCUUGCACUACAAGGACGGUCCCAACUGUGUGGAGAAGUGUCCUGAUGGUCUUCAUGGUGCCAGUGGAUUCAUCUUCAAGUAUGCCGACUCCAACCGAGAAUGCCAUCCAUGCCAUGCCAACUGCACCCAGGGGUGCACAGGCCCACGUAUUCGGGACUGCAUCGAGCUGAUGGAUAGGACCCCUCUGAUAGCUGCCGGAGUGAUAGGCGGCCUCUUCAUCGUGGUGAUCCUGGGGCUGGUGGUCGCCGUGUACCUGAGGAGGAAGAGCAUCAAGAAGAAACGGGCAAUGCGCCGCUUCCUGGAGACCGAGCUAGUGGAACCUUUAACUCCCAGUGGUGCUGCCCCUAAUCAGGCCCAACUUAGGAUCCUCAAGGAGACCGAGCUGAAACGCAUCAAGAUUCUCGGUUCUGGCGCCUUUGGGACAGUCUACAAAGGCAUCUGGGUCCCGGAGGGGGAGACAGUGAAGAUUCCUGUAGCCAUUAAGAUCCUCCGUGAGAGAACAGGUCCCAAGGCGAAUGUGGAAUUCAUGGAUGAGGCCCUGAUAAUGGCCAGCAUGGACCAUCCUCACCUGGUUCGCCUCUUGGGUGUUUGUCUCAGUCCCACUAUCCAACUAGUCACUCAGUUAAUGCCCCAUGGCUGUCUGCUGGAUUAUGUCCGCGAGCACAAGGACAACAUUGGCUCCCAGCUGCUCCUGAACUGGUGUGUCCAGAUUGCAAAGGGGAUGAUGUACUUGGAGGAGAGACGGCUGGUUCAUCGAGACCUGGCAGCAAGAAAUGUGCUGGUGAAAUCACCGAAUCACAUAAAGAUCACUGACUUUGGCUUGGCCAGACUGCUGGAUGUGGAUGAGAAAGAAUACAACGCAGAUGGAGGAAAGAUGCCAAUUAAGUGGAUGGCUUUGGAAUGUAUUCACUACCGGAAGUUCACUCACCAAAGCGAUGUGUGGAGCUAUGGCGUCACUAUUUGGGAGUUGAUGACUUUCGGUGGGAAGCCGUACGACGGGAUCCCAGCCCGUGAAAUACCAGACAUCCUGGAGAAAGGAGAACGCCUUUCCCAGCCUCCAAUCUGCACCAUUGACGUCUACAUGGUGAUGGUGAAAUGCUGGAUGAUUGAUGCCGACAGCAGGCCGAAGUUCAAAGAAUUGGCUGCAGAAUUUUCUAGAAUGGCUCGAGAUCCACAGAGGUACUUGGUAAUUCAGGGAGACGAUCGUAUGAAGCUGCCGAGCCCGAGCGACAGCAAGUUCUUCCAGAGUUUGCUGGACGAAGAGGAGCUGGAGGACAUGAUGGAUGCCGAAGAGUACCUGGUACCACAGGCUUUCAACAUCCCUCCUCCCAUCUACAGCUCAAGACCGAGGAUCGAUUCUAACCGGAGCCAGACAGGACACAGCCCUCCACCUGCGUACACUCCCAUGACAGGAUGUUCCCAUGUUGCAAUUGUCCAGUGCUCCAAUUCAGCUUGCAGCGGACAACACAAAGAUGUGCUCACAGAAUCACCAAAGGGCCAGUUCGUGUACCGUGACGGAAUCUUCAGGCCGCAGGAGGGGCUGUCACCCAGCUGCUCCGGGACUGCCCCACUGGAGGAACAGGGUGCGGCCUCGCCACUGGAGGUGUUCGACGACAUGUGUUGCAACGGGACACUGAAGAAACAGGCUCCCCGCCAGCGGGAAGACAGCAGCACCCAACGGUACAGCGCCGACCCCACCGUCUUCCUGUCGGAGCGUGGGCAGAGGGGGGAGCUGGACGAGGAUGGCUACAUGACCCCCAUCCAGGACAAAAAGACCACAGUGGUUUGUGAGCGAGUGGGAUCCAUCCAAGAGGACCGAACGCUGGCAAGGCCUUCCAAGUUAGAUGCCAAGGCCAAACUAUCUCGUGCAGAGUUCUUGAACCAGGUGGAGGAGAACCCAUUCGUGACGCUUCGGAAAAAUGGUGACGUCCACGCUCUGGAUAACCCGGAGUACCACAAUGUCCCAGAGGGGUCAAAGACCAUGGAGGAUGAGUAUGUGAAUGAACCCCUCUACCUCAACACAUUUGGCAAUGUGGUUGAGAACCCAGAGUACCUGCAGGACAAGAUUGCCAUAUCAGAAAAUGUUGACAAGGCCUUUGAUAACCCUGACUACUGGAAUCACAGUUACCUGUCCAAAGGUACCAUGCACAAUCCGGAGUACCUGCAGGAGUACAGCACAAAGUUUUUUUACAAGCAGAAUGGACGCAUCAAACCCAUCGUAGCAGAGAACCCUGAGUAUCUCUCAGAGUUCUCACUAAAGCCGGGGACAGUGCUGCCUUCAUACGGACAGCGUAAUACGGUGGUGUAACCUGCCGAACCCCAGCUUCACUGGACCUCCUCGUCAAACUACAAACAGGUAUCCUCAAUGAUGACUGGAAGGACAAUGUCUAAGGUGACAGUACUGGCAAACUUUGUCUGAAAUGAAGGAGAGUUGGAUUGCUAGAAUUCAGCCCUGGUCCAAUUCAAUCUUUCUAACUGGUACCCGUUACAAAGCAAUAUGGUUACAAACAGGAAAAAAAAAAGAAGGAUUGCUGUGGAAGUACCAAAAAUGUAGAUCUUUGGGAUUCUCUUCUCCUGCAGACCUUCAACAAGACAGUUCAGCAGGUUACGGUCAAGGAACAGAGUGCAAUAGGCUGUC